Messenger RNA from Ostrinia furnacalis (Asian corn borer), 4979 nucleotides. It is a transcript of the gene H, whose product is annotated as transcriptional corepressor hairless. The transcript has 3 exons. The record is from RefSeq and is a predicted model, not a curated record. NCBI's taxonomy places the organism in Eukaryota, Metazoa, Arthropoda, Insecta, Lepidoptera, Crambidae. Bases 458 to 1987 code for a protein of 509 amino acids.
AACGCAUUUAACAACGCAUUCCGAUUUCACAAAAAGAACGAUCAUAUUUGAUUUUGAACGAAUCAAAAUGGAUGCUGGGUGUGAAUGAACUAUGUGCUGAAAAACGAACAGCUUUUUAUUGAAUUGUGUCGUGGGCCCGAUUAUAAUCGGGAAUCCGGCGUCGCGUAUUGUUUUGUAGUUAUUUAGUCAGUGUCCAAGGUGAAGUGCCGUCGUAAACCAAAUCGACUCAUAUAUUUGUUCAAUUCAGUAGUCACCGUGUCGGUAAUGUGUAUAUACGAAAGUUUUGGACGAUCUUGUAAUCCGCAGGUGGCCUUAGGAUGAGGACUUUGACGGAAGUAUUGAAUGUCUAUCUGGAUCUGCGAUUUAUUACCGAGUUGUCGUCCUCUGCGCUCGGUUCGACAUGGCGAGAGUGUUCGGACUAAAGUGCUCGUUUGCUGUAUGAGCGGUCAGAAAUGAAAUGCAUAUACAGGAAGGAACAAUCACAACUCUGACAACAUGUACCAAAAUGACAGAAGAAGUAGACAGAAGACAUGGCGUAAAUGGUAACAGUAGUAGCAAGGGUGUGAAUGAGGAUGCUGCGGCGCAGAAUUCUGCUCUCUCCGCGACUGGUGGGCGGCUCAAGUUCUUCAAAGAUGGCAAGUUCAUCCUGGAGCUGGUGCGCGGCGCGGCGCGGUCGGGCGAGCGCGCGGGCUGGGUGUCGGUGCCGCGCAAGACCUUCUGGCCGCCCGCCGCCGCGCCGCCCACGCCGCCCGCGCGCCCGCCCGCCUCGCUCAGCGCCUCCGACGACAACUCCUCCGUGCACUCCUCGCCCUGGCAGCGCGACCACGCCUGGAAGCAGCCCGCGCCGCGCCGCAACGUCUCCAAAGAGCUAGCCAUGUACUACUGCAGGCCCGCCUCCCUGCCCAACGCCGCCAUCGACGCCGUCGGCCGCCGCAAGCGGAGGCGGCCGCACGACCCCGCCGGCCUCGACGCGCCCGCCGACGCCGCCCGCCGCGCGCUCGCCAACGGCGGCGCCGACGCGAGGAACGGCGACGCCUCGCCGGACACCCGCACCGCGGGCGACGACGCCGUCGACGGCGCGCCGCCCAGGCCCAGGGCGAGCGCCGAGGACGACCGGUGGCCCGACUACGACCGGGAGAAGUAUUAUCACAUGAAGCUGAAGAAGCCGUACCAGUAUCGAAAGUUACGAGUCUACAAGAAGACGCGCCCGCAGAUCCGAAGGAAGGAGCUCGCGCGGACGGUGGACAAGCUCCGCGAGCGGAUCGCGGCGCUGCCGGCGCCCGUCAACGCGAAGCUGGCCAGCUGCCGCCAGGAGCACGCGAUGGUGUCGCCGCGCAAGCGCAUCCUGCGCGAGCUGGAGCGCGUGACGCUGGAGGACCAGGGCACCAAGCGGCGCGCCAAGACCGUGCCGGCGCUCAGCACGGCGUCGUACCCGCCGUCGCCGGGGCCCUCGCACGCGCCGCAGCGCGCGCCCGAGCCGCGCCGGGACGCGCCGCCCGCCGGCAAGCACGUCGGCAGCUACAGCAUCCAGUCGCUGCUCAGCAUGCCCGACGACGGCCCGCGCCGCUCGCCGCACUCGCAGCCGCCGUCGCUGAAGACGGAGUCGCCGAGCAGCGUGCGCUCGCCGGACCUGAGCCCGAGCCCGGACGGCUACCGCCACCGGUACUCGGCGCUGAUGGCGUCGCCGGGCGCGGGGCCGGCGCGCGAGUCGCCGCCGCCGGAGCUGGCGCGCUACCGGGGCUACGGCGCGCCGGCGUCGCCGUUCGGCGCGCGGCAGUGGGGCGGGUACCGCGCGCGCGAGGAGUGGCGCGAGGCGUGCUACUACCCGUACGGCUACGCGCCGCUGUACCGCGCGCCGUGGGUGCACUACGGCGUGCCGGCCGCGCCGCCCGGGCCCUGGGUGCCGCUGGCUCAUCCGCUCUUCACCGACCACAUACCCAAGGAUGAGCCCACUUCAGAUUUGCCACUGAACUUGUCGAAGCACUGAGGCGGCAACGUGAGACUGAACACACACACACUAGCGGGCGCACUGAACUUUACAUUUCCUCUCGGUAAGUGUACUGUGAAUGCCGAUUAAUCAAAGAUUAUUAAGGUAGUUUAAACACUGCAAUAUGUUACAUAUUUACAUUUUGUACUAUGUACCAAGUUCGAACAGAAAACUUGUGGUAUUGUUAUUGUUGAACGGUGUCCUAUUAACAUUCCAUUGUUACAAUGAACGAUUGGCGCGGUUUAAAGUCCAAAAACUACAUCCCACCUAACCCGAUGUUCAUAAUCGUGAAGCGAUUAUUUUAUAUAUUCUUUAUUAUGCAAAUAUCUUUUUGCAAGCUCGCAAAAAAUAUUUUUGUAUAGAUCGCGGUUUCUGACAGUCAUUUGUCUGGAAAUCUAUUUACAAACUAAUGUAUAUUACACUGAAAUAUUAUAUUUUAGUAUAGAUGUUUGUAUGCAGAGCCAUGUGUGUAUUUUCAUACUAAAUUUGUACUGCGAGUUAAAUAUUUUAAUAUUGGCUAUUAAUUUAGGAUAAGAUUCUAGGACAAACUAAACAAAAACAGUUAUCAAUUGUUAGCAAUCAGUGCCUUGAAACAAACAAAGAUAUUAUGAACAUAUUUAUAAUGAAUGUAUUAAAAAGUAUUACACAGAAAAGUUCAGGCUUCGUCCAAAUUUACUAAAAUGUAUGAUGAUAAUGUACUACUAGUUUUAUACAAUUUAUGAUAUACAAUAAAAGCUUGAAGACAAACUCCUAUUCCUUACUCAAUUGCAAAAUUCCAUAAUGUUUAUGUUCGAUCUCAUUAUUUAAUUUAGAAAAUAAAACGAGGUAAAGACUACAGUUUUGGGAUCAAAUUUGGAUGUGUGUUUAUGUAACAUGUACAUAUUAAAUAAGACAUUGUACAUAUUUUGUGAAUGGUGUAUUAUUGACGGAAGCUCGGGCGUAGGUUUAAUGAGAGCGUUAAUUAACUGCGUACGAUUUAUAUUGGUAAGAGUUUAUUACCUUCAGAUAAUUAUUGUAAUUGUACAGUAUUUUUGUAAUGAGUAUUUUAUGAAUUAUGAUGAGGAAGGGCGUUUCGUAAUAGUAGUCGCAGUAGCGGAGUCGCGGCGCCCUCGCGCGUUGCAGGCUUGAGAUUAACAUAGUGGUAGUUUACUGCAAUUAAGUUGAAGUAUGGGGUAUGUAUUAUAAGGACAGUUAAACGAUGGUAAGGGACUGACUUCUGAUGUAAUAUUAUCAUUAAUGGAAUUGUAUAAAAUAGUCGUGUACUACUCUUCUACAUGUCCGCCAACAAAGUUGAAUUAGUGUAAAUUUAGCUAUAAUAGGUCCUGCUCAAUUUAAUUCUGAGUACACUUAAGAAACAACUUUAUAUCAAUGUUGUCUUAGAGUAUUGAGAGGCAACCUCGUGGUUUUCGUCUUGGGUUAUUUUAUACUCUGAUAUAUUUAAACUGAUUCGAUGACUCUGAUAUUAUACUAAAGGGUAGACUUCAAGAGUGAUUUUUGAUGUUACAAGUGCGCCUUUGUCAAAUUAAAUGCAGUAAACCAUGUCAUAUUACAACAGAUAUUUUUAUUAUGUUUCUGCUGACUGCUGGGUAGAUAUCAUCGACAGAAAUGAGUGGUUACGAUUUUUCUUAACGACAUUUUUUCCCUUCUGAUACCGUAGUUUAUGCUACAGACUGUACUGGUUACAAUGUCGCACAAAUGUGCCUACGUCAUUGAUGUCAUUAAUAAUGCGUUCAUCAAUGAAAAUAGGUUUGUUGUCGUCAUGACAUGAUACAAUUUUUAUAAAGAUUACGUCACUGGUGACUUAUUGUAUUGCAUGUCCAGAAAAUAACCAUUUAUUGAAUGAAAUAAUUAUAAUCAGGUGAUCUACUCAACAUUGAUGAUAUGUAUUCAGCUAAAGCAAACAAAGCAUGAAAUUAUGUAACAUUCGAGAGCCACGCUGAAUAUUUAUUUUGUAGUAUGUUAAGUUCAUUUAAAUGAUUUUUAAGUAAUAUAAUACGUGUAAUCCUUUAUAAAUGUAUAACUAAGAAUCAUUACUUAUUUGAAUUUAUUUAAAGUCUUGAGAUAAGUAGAAGGCUAUAAUCUUCAUCGCACAGUGCCUGUUAAGUAGUAUUAGUGACGUUGAAGAGUGAUAUGUAUUUUAUUUUCGUAAUGUAAAAACAAAUUAUACUAAAUUUUAUAUAAAAACUAUAAAUAUUCGUGGACGCAGCUCUCGUUUAACAGGAACAUUAAAGUACAUUACUGUGCCAUUAGAAUUAGAAAUCUUAUAAUUACCUAACAACUUUCAUGUCAGCAAUAUGAGUGUGUACGUAUUACUGAUUAAAUAACUAAGUGAAUUUAUGUACAGUAAUAAUCCGUCUACUUAUGACUCGGCUCAUAUUCAUCCAUUCAUAAUAACGUAAUUAUAUUUUUUCUUUUGUCUAACUUUUCUUUGAAAUGAUUGGACUCACUACUGUAACAUACGAGUGAAAAACACAACGUGUAAGAGAGACGUUAAUUAUAGCCUGUUUAAACAAUAAUGCCUGUUUUUAUCGUUAUCGUGACGAUUUACUAAUCUGUCAUUAUGCAUUGAUAAAAUAUUUGGCUUCAAGUUUGUUCUAAACGAUUUAAAACAAGUUUUUUUGCUUUAGUAUGAUAAGCUUUGUCUUCCACGUCGUUAAGACGGAUUUUGCUGUACUUAAAUUCGGCAAAAUAUUUGCUGCGUCUGAAGUUGUAUAUGGAAUGCUUGCUUAUUGUUAUACAACAUAGAGUAAGUGUAAAUGAAAAUGAGGUUCCUCUCGAGCACAACGUUGUUUUACUGUUGUUAUGAUAAUAUUUUUCUAUGCAAUCAAAUACCACAAUCUUCGAAGCAUGUGAUAACGCUUUUACGAAAAGUGACACGAGUAUGCAAGUGUUGAAAUCCACUUAUAUUUAUCAUGCGGAAAAUAGUUAUUAAUAUUAUCCAUUUAUAUUAAGAAUUGUAGUUAUGUACUCGAAUAAAUAUAACUUUUUAAAA